CUCCCCGCCCCCCUUCUGGUCUUAUUUUUUCGAAUUCAUAUUGGGUUUUUCUUCUGGCGUAUCUUGUUUUGCUCUUGAUUAACCUCGAUACCGGUUUUUGUUUAUUGUAUUCAAAUUUUAAGCUCUGAUUCUGCAUGUGCUUUGGUUGAAUUUGUUUCCUGAAGAAGUUCCAAAUAAUGGAAUCCAGCUGUAUCUUCGUAUGCCUUCAAAUAUCUUACUUUCUAUUCUUUUCAUUACUAUUGCCGGCGCCUUAGCGUGAAAGUCUUCUGGGAUUUUGUUCCCUUGACUAAAGCUAUUAUUGAGAAGCGUUUCUUUGGAUGAACAAUGUUAUCGCUUUUAAAUGAAGAGCUAUUUCCUUCUCUUUCAUGGGCAAAUUGCUGUAGAACUGGAAACAAAAAUGGAACCGGCGUGCUUUGACUGUAAUGGGGGUGUCUCAAGGAGGAAAAAUUUGAAAUCAAUUUCUUCACAGACUAGCACUGCUGAUAGUGACCAUGGUUGCUUUGAGUGCAACAUAUGUUUGGAGUCAGCUCAUGAUCCUGUGGUCACUCUGUGCGGUCACUUGUACUGCUGGCCUUGCAUAUUCAAGUGGCUUCAAGUUCAGGACUCUUCCGAUGAAUCAGACCAGCUGCAACCUACAUGCCCAGUUUGUAAAGCCGAUCUCUCUCAUACUUCAUUAGUCCCUCUUUAUGGCAGAGGUGCGCAUAGUUCGGAUUCUGAGCCCAAGAAAACCCAGAUGGAUAUAGGAAUACCUCGUAGACCGCCUCCUCACACAUCGAAUGCUACCUUAAAUUCUCCAAGUGCAUCUACUUCUCAACUGGGUCAACUCCCAAGCUACUUCCAGUCGCAAACGCAGCAAUACUUGCCUCACCUUUAUGGAGGAUAUGCUAUUAAUAGAACACCAUAUCUUGGUGUUGCAGCCCUGACUAGUCUCUCCUAUCCUAUUAUUGAUAUGUUCAGGGAAACGGUCUUUGCAGGGAUCUUUGGGAGUUCCGGUUCUAAUUCAUUGGCGCAUCGUUAUGCCCGUUACUACCCUCAUAUUAGGAGUGACAGUCAUAGAAUGAGAAGGCAGGAAAUGCUCAUUGACAAGUCUCUGAGCAGAGUAUCUUUCUUUCUCCUCUGUUGUGUCAUUCUGUGUCUUCUCUUGUUUUGAAGAUAUUAAUGUAGACUUUAUAGACAAAUGACUUGUGUAGUCCUAGAUAUUAAGUACUGUUUAGAGAUUGGCUGUAGGUUAUGUGAAUAGUAAAUAGCAUGUCUUGGUUUGAUUUUUA
Neltuma alba is the source of this 1268-nucleotide messenger RNA. Its product is annotated as E3 ubiquitin-protein ligase RMA3-like. Gene Ontology annotation, cellular component: endoplasmic reticulum. The record is from RefSeq and is a predicted model, not a curated record. NCBI's taxonomy places the organism in Eukaryota, Viridiplantae, Streptophyta, Magnoliopsida, Fabales, Fabaceae. The coding region runs from base 341 to 1150 and encodes 269 amino acids. Gene Ontology annotation, biological process: ubiquitin-dependent protein catabolic process. The transcript is spliced from 2 exons. Gene Ontology annotation, molecular function: metal ion binding; ubiquitin protein ligase activity.